CCACAGGGGUCCAUGGCGGAGCGCUCCAAGGAUUCGGGGUCAGAAGGGUCAGAUGAUGAGGUCAUCUGGGAGAAACCGGUCAGCGAUUGGACGGUGCAGGAUGUUUGCUCCUGGCUCCAGUAUGGACCCCUACAGAACAGCACCGGGCUUGUCCAGUCAGCUUACACUCAUAACAUCUCAGGCCGCGCUCUGCUGAGGCUCUCCGACAACCUGCUGCAGCGGAUGGGGAUUCAUCAGGAGAGUCGGCGCCGGAUCAUUCUGGUGGAAGUUCUGGAGCUGAAACUGCAGCAAGAGUUACAGCAACUGCUGCUCAUCACUGAAGAAUGAAGCCGGCGGAUCCGACCAAUCA
This is a messenger RNA of Nanorana parkeri, 349 nucleotides long. Its product is annotated as sterile alpha motif domain-containing protein 12-like. Gene Ontology annotation, molecular function: protein binding. The record is from RefSeq and is a predicted model, not a curated record. The transcript has 4 exons. NCBI's taxonomy places the organism in Eukaryota, Metazoa, Chordata, Amphibia, Anura, Dicroglossidae. Gene Ontology annotation, cellular component: cytoplasmic side of plasma membrane. Gene Ontology annotation, biological process: cell surface receptor protein tyrosine kinase signaling pathway. Bases 13 to 327 code for a protein of 104 amino acids.